AUGUUUCUUCUUGUGAAGUGGGAUGAACAUAAUUCUGUGACGGUUUUAAAGGAAACCGAAGAACAGAAAUCGAAGGAAAUUGGCGAUUCAAUCACGGUUUUUUACGGAAAAGAACCUUAUAAAGGAGUAAUAAUAUCUCGGAGUGAGAAUGAAGCGUUUUUGAAAACACUAACAGUGAGCAAUGAGGGGGAAAUUUUGAUGGAUCAAAAAAAGGAGUUGAGUACAUCAUUACUAUCAAAACGAAAGACCAGUAAAUCAGUUGAUAAGAAACUCCAAAUGCUGAGGAGUAAAAAUGAUGCAACAAUAAAUUCAAAAAUUAAAGAUUUAUCAAAAAACAUCAGUCAAAAUCCAAAAACGAAUGACGUGAAAGGUGAAUCGAAAAAUGAGCAGCAAAUAGGCGCGAAGAAUCAACCAAAAAUAAUAUCAGAAGAAGGAGUUUCUUCAAAAAUAAAAAUCGUGAAACCCGUAUGUCAAGAGAAGAAUAUGGACAAUACGUCAAAAGAAGAAAAUGCAGCAGCGCUAAAAUUAAAACAGACGAUGAGAGCAAAAACGAAUAAAUUAUUCGAAAAGCAUUUGCUAACUAAUAGGGAUCUUCAGUGCAAUUUAGGUGAAUCGAAAAAUGAGAAGCAAAUAGGCGCGAAGAAUCAACCAAAAGUAAUAUCAGAAGAAGGAGAUUCUUCAAAAAUAAAAAUCGUGAAACCCGUAAGUCAAGAAAUACCAAAAGAGAAAAAAAACAACAAAUUGGAAAAAUUGGUAAAAACUGGUGAUACAGAAAAUAGGAAUAAACAAAUCGAGAAAAAAAAUAGUAAAAAAACACAAAAAGAACAACAAGAACAGCAUAAAAUUUCAAAAGAGAAUAAAAACAGCGAAUUGGAAAAAUUGAUAAGAACUGAAGAACAAGAACAGCAAGAAAUGUUAAAAGAAAUUGAGAAAAAAAAUAAUAAAAAACACAAAAAGAACAACAAGAACAGCAAGAAAUGUUAA
This is a messenger RNA of Leptopilina heterotoma, 984 nucleotides long. RefSeq names its product SUN domain-containing protein 2-like. The coding region runs from base 1 to 984 and encodes 327 amino acids. The transcript has 5 exons. NCBI's taxonomy places the organism in Eukaryota, Metazoa, Arthropoda, Insecta, Hymenoptera, Figitidae. The record is from RefSeq and is a predicted model, not a curated record.